This is a messenger RNA of Diversispora eburnea, 837 nucleotides long. The record is from the annotation of a GenBank genome assembly. Lineage: Eukaryota; Fungi; Glomeromycota; Glomeromycetes; Diversisporales; Diversisporaceae.
AUGGCAAAUAAACAAUCUAAAAUUGAUGAGUUGGUAAGUCAAGAUGCUGUCUCUUCAUUAAAUGAACAAAUUUCCAAACUUGUAGCUGAGAAUGAUAAACUUAGACGGGAGAAUGCUGAGAUUCCCGGACUUAGAAGGGAGAAAGAUUUGCUUAUGGCUAGAAUAAUAGAAUUAGAACGGCUCACAAAGGAAAGUGCUGAGAAUGAGAAGCGAAGUCGGAUAGAGAAUUCUGAACUUAAGAGUAGAGUAACAAAAUCAGAACGUGAUAUCGAAGAGAUUAAACAGAAAAAAAUUACACCUAAUAUUUCAGAACUUCACGCUGAUAUAUCCAUAGAAAGUGAUACUUCAGCAUCCGAUAUAACCGACAACGCUACAAAUUCUGAUGAACAUCAAGAAGAGAUGAAGUCUCAAGUCUCCAAUUCGCAUUCGACUGAAUUAUCCGUAUGCAUAAAGCCUAAAUCAUCAGAAGAUAAGGAAAUGGAUGAUUUUCUGGUUGAAAGGCAUAAUGAACAGAUUCUCAACGAAAUAAAAGAAAGAAAUAGGGAGAAAAAUCUUCAAUGUGAGUCACCUACCGAAAAUUCUCCAAAAAAGGACACUUACAUAUCUAAUAUUAAAUCUAGUAUCUAUCCCGAGCAGAAAAAAGAGCAAGGUUUAAUACAAGAGAUAUCAACAUCCAUUAAAGAUCAGAAUAAUAUAACUGAAAUUUCACAGAACAAUGUUCGUCAAAAUCAUGUGACUGAAAUCGCUUCAGAUCAAGAUAUUAUUUGUUUAUAUCAAAAUGCAUGUGAUGCAGAAAAAGACGCUAUUAAAGCCAAUCAAGAAGAAAUAUUAUGUUGA